Messenger RNA from Aspergillus oryzae RIB40, 1497 nucleotides. Its product is annotated as putative alanine aminotransferase. The record is from RefSeq and is a predicted model, not a curated record. The coding region runs from base 1 to 1497 and encodes 498 amino acids. Gene Ontology annotation, biological process: biosynthetic process. The transcript is spliced from 2 exons. Gene Ontology annotation, molecular function: pyridoxal phosphate binding; L-alanine:2-oxoglutarate transaminase activity. NCBI's taxonomy places the organism in Eukaryota, Fungi, Ascomycota, Eurotiomycetes, Eurotiales, Aspergillaceae.
AUGGCGACUCAGACUACAGUGUCCUACACUACUACACGCACCUUGUCCACCCCGGCUCGUUGCCUGAACCCUGAUAACAUCAACCCCCACGUCACGGAGGCCAAGUAUGCCGUCCGUGGUGAGCUUGCUGUCAAGGCCGAGGAGUACCGCGUGAAACUGGCCAAUGGAGACAAAUCGUUACCUUUCGACAGUGUCAUCUUUGCCAACAUCGGCAAUCCCCAACAGCUCGACCAGAAACCCAUCACCUUCUUCCGCCAAGUACUCAGUCUCCUCGAGAACCCUCAACUGUUGAACAACACGGAAGCACUUCGUACAUCCUUUUUUUAUGAACAAGAUGUCGUUGACCGGGCCAAGAAGCUCCUCGCGGAUGUCCAGAGCGUUGGUGCUUACAGUCACAGCCAGGGAGCGCCUGUGAUCCGCCAAAGUAUCGCCAAAUUCAUUGAGGAGCGUGAUGGAUUCCCGGCCAACCCUCAGGAUUUGUUCUGCUGCGCUGGUGCCUCGUCUGGCGUCAGCACCAUUCUCAAUAUCAUCUGCAACGGCCCCCAGGCCGGUGUCCUCGUCCCUAUUCCGCAAUACCCUCUUUACACUGCCACCCUUUCUCUCCUGAAUGCGCAAUGUGUACCCUACCUCCUCGAAGAGCAAAAGGCUUGGGGUACCGAUGUGACUGCCAUCCGUAACUCGUUGGCGCAGGCCCGGUCUACCGGCACUGACGUUCGUUCGAUUGUGGUCAUCAACCCCGGUAACCCUACUGGUGCCUCUUUGAGCGCCGAGGAUAUCAAGAAUGUUCUUGACCUUGCUGCGGAGGAGAAGCUUGUUGUUAUUGCGGACGAGGUUUACCAGACGAACGUUUUCGAGGGCGAGUUCAUUUCGUUCAAGAAGAGGCUUCGUCAGCUGCAACAGGAGACACCAGGCAAGUAUGAUUAUGUGGAGUUGGUCUCUCUUCACAGUGUGUCUAAAGGUAUGGUGGGCGAGUGUGGCCACCGUGGUGGCUACUUUGAGCUGGUUGGAUUCGACCCUGAGGUUCAGGCCCAGAUCUACAAGCUUGUGAGCAUCGGACUUUGCCCACCAGUCAUUGGACAGUGUUUGCUUGAGCUUAUGGUGAACCCACCCAAGGAGGGCGAAGGCAGCUAUGAGCUGUACCAGAAGGAGUACAAUGGAAUCAGCGAGGGACUGCACAAGCGCGCCUUUGCCUUAUACGAGGCCUUCCAACAGAUGGAGGGCGUUGAGUGUCAGAAACCUCAGGGUGCCAUGUAUCUCUUCCCCACCAUCACUCUCCCACCCAAGGCCAUUGAGGCUGCCAAGGCUGAGAACCGUGCCGCCGAUGAGUUCUACUGCUUGCGUCUCCUCGACGCUACCGGUGUCUGUGUUGUCCCUGGCUCCGGCUUCGGCCAGAAGGAGAACACUCUGCACUUCCGCACAACUUUCCUGGCCCCUGGCACUGAUUGGGUUGAACGGAUCGUCAAGUUCCACUCCGAAUUUAUGGCCAAGUACAAAUAA